GUUUAGGAGACAAAUAGCGCCAAAAAAUUUGUGAUAUUUUUUAUAUAUAUAUUGAAUGAAAUUAUAAAUCAAUGAAUGAAAUCAAUUCAAAAACAAUGCGUUUAACCGAUUAAAACAUGUGGUCAUAAUGUCUUCACACAUAUUGAUUGACUGAUUGAUUGAUUGACCAAAAUCUAGUGACCGCGCAAUGAAAAUACCGCAAAACAAUUUGUGGUCAAAGUUGACCGAUUUUUCUAAAAAUCAACAACAAAACUAUCGGGACUCGUUGGCGGCCGCCGCUUGCGAUCCAGUGGCCAAUCGGCUCAAACAAUUGGACGCCAAUCUCAAGGAUGAUGUCAAGGAUGUCAAGAAUCGUACCAUCAAUUCUUCCUCUAAUUAUUCUACUUAUUCAUCAACGACUGCUGCAGUCACGACCAACACAUCAUCGAUCACAUCAACACCUCUUGUAGUCCAUCACAACAACAACAACAACAACACCAAUAAGCGCCACAGCGGUGAUAAUGAUGAGUGGCCACAGUCAUCGGCAACCAAUGGUUUCUCUACGACGACUAACGACAACUACAAUAGCCGACAAUCAUCAUCGCCAGAGUUGUCGCCAAUUUUCAAACGCAAAAGACAACGACAGACAAUAUUCAUUGAUGACGACAACGACAAUGACAAUCAUAUCAGCGUAUCAGCUAAUGGUGUGAUCAAUAGUUUGACUGAUGAAGAUAUGGAUGACAGGGACCAACUCAAAGAAACCAAUUAUCAGGUGAUGUCACAGAUAUGCGAUUCGUUAUCCGAGUUCAUCAACAGUCAUAAGUCAACAACAAAUGUGUCACAAAUGGAUGAUUUAAGUCAACUUCUUGAUAAGAGAUCGCAAUUAGUCAAUCGUAUCAUCGAUUGUGACAUUAGGUCAUCACAGAAGAGUACUGCCACCACAACCACUGCCUCAUACUAUCCGCAAACACCUGUUUCGACUGUUGGUCAACGGUUUGCUAGUCUUUCGCCCGAUGAUAGUGGCACUGCCAACACUGACACUGCCGAUAACAAUGUAGAUGAAGUAGUAGUAAACGAUUUUUCCGAUCCAUUUGACGACGACUUUGAUGUACAUAUCGAUAGUCUAGAUAUAAAUUCAAUGAUGACUAACACUAUCAACAAAAACAAUACAGAUAUUGUUGUCGACUUAUGCGAUGAUGACAGUCCUGUUGUCUUUGCCAACGAUGAUAAUGACAGUUAUGAAUCAUAUGUCUACAACAACAAUGACAAUAGUGAUGAUAUACGUGUGAUCAGUGACUUUAAUGACAGUGUCGUUGAAGAGGACAAAGUGGAAACUGGUUUUAGUGGCCCUAAAGAAUAUGAUUUUAACAAAAGCGUUGAUCAUAUAGAUCUCAAUAAGACAGUUGAUGAGAAUGAGCACGUGACUGGUACUACCGACGGUGAUGGCCGCUGCGGCGGCGGCAGUACUAGUAGUCAAACAACUACUGGCGGUAAGUUUGUCGGUGUCUAUCGUAAUGAUGGCAGCGAUCAGUAUCUGAAACGAACAAAUUUUGCCCACUCGAUGAAAAUGGAGAGAAAGUUUAGGACAUUUUUUGGUCUACAAAGUUACCGAAUCAAUCAAAUGGAAGCCAUCAACGCAGCACUACUAGGAAUGGAUUGUAUGAUUUUGAUGCCGACCGGUGCCGGCAAAAGUCUAUGCUAUCAGUUGCCCGCAGUGCUCAGCGAUGGCGUAACAAUUGUUGUUUCGCCAUUGAAGUCGUUGAUUGUCGAUCAGGUAAAGAAGAUCAACGACAAAAAGGAUGGUUUGGCUAAGUCAUUGUCAAGUGAUGUAGAGUCCAGCGAAGUUAUGGCCAUUUAUGGUGAUCUCAGAUCCAAAGCGCCAACAAUUAAACUGCUUUUCGUAACACCCGAGAAGAUAUCGGCGAGCAAUGCACUGAUGUCUGUCUUGAGUGAUCUGUCGUCGCGCCAACUAUUGGCCAGAUUUGUCAUCGACGAGGCCCACUGUGUUAGCCAAUGGGGACACGAUUUUAGGCCCGAUUAUAAAAAACUACAAGUAUUGCGUCAACAGUUCCCGUCGGUACCCAUAAUGGCCUUAACAGCGACGGCUACACAAAAAGUGCGACUCGAUAUCGUCGCCCAAUUAGGUAUUGAUAAGCCGUCGACCAAAUGGUUUAUGCAGUCAUUCAAUCGACCGAAUCUUAAGUUCGAAGUUCGGACCAAAAACAAGAAUUCGUACGACGAGAUUUCGCUGAUGAUUCAGACAGACUUUAACAGACAAAGUGGUAUUAUUUAUUGUUUGUCGCGCAAAGAUUGCGACGAUUUAUCGCUUAAAUUGUCGAGCGAUGGCAUUAAAGUGGUGUCAUAUCACGCGGGUCUUAGCGAUAGCGAUCGCAAACGUAUACAAGAAAAUUGGAUUAUAAACAAACAUAAUGUCAUCUGUGCUACCAUUGCGUUCGGUAUGGGUAUCGAUAAAGCGGACGUCCGUUUCGUUAUUCAUUAUUCGAUGCCGAAGUCGAUUGAAGGCUACUAUCAGGAAGUGGGUCGCGCGGGUAGGGAUGGACUCACUUCGCAUUGUAUACUCUAUUUUAAUGGUUCGGAUGUUCAACGUUGGAAACAAUUGAUGACAAAGACAACCACAUCGAAACCUAUACUUCAAAUAUUUCUAUCGUAUCUCUAUAUGACUGAACACUAUUGCCAGAAUCGGGCCGAAUGUCGCCGAACACAAUUGUUGCGCUAUUUUGGCGAAGUAUUCAAUGCCGAAAAUUGUACGAAAAAUAUCCGAACCAUUUGCGAUAACUGUUUGUCCAAAGAUCAGUACAACCAGAUAGAUGUUACCGACGAAGCAGUGGCCAUAUUGCGAUCGUUGCAGACAUUGGUCGGCCAGUUUGGUCGACAACGCAAAGAAAAUAUUAGUUUGACAAAGAUUUUGCAGAUAUUCAAUGGCGGCGACAAAUUGGAAACAAAAUAUCGAUCGUUACCGAUGUUUACGAAAGGCAAGCAAUUUAAUUAUACGGAUAGAGAACGGCUGCUGAAGAAUAUGAUAUUUAUGAAGUAUAUCGCCGAAGAUACUGUUGUGUCGCAUCCGAGAGGCAUAUUCGUUGCGCACAGUUAUCUAAAACUUGGCGAAAAGGCCAGCGAACUGUUGACUGGUGGCAAGAGAUUGACGUUUUUGAUGUGCAAACGCAAGUCCAGCACCACUACCACCACCACUGCUGGCACUGGCGGUAUCAAUAACUAUGACGCUCUGGAUAUUAGCGGUUUGGAUGACAGGCCUAACACGACAGCCACCACUUAUGGUAGCAAACGAUUUAAUCCAUGGAAUAGGAAUCCAAGAUCUAUUAAAAGGACAUCAUUUUCACCGACAACAACGACUCCGUACGGCGGAACCAUUAGUGGUUAUAAUAAAAAAAAUAGUUCAAAAUAUUUCAAUAGUGGCAACAAAUCAAAGCCGGCAUCGAUCUAUGGUUUCAGUAGUCAGGGAUUUAUUGCUGCCCCCAAACGUAAACCCAAAAAAGCACAGUUAUAACAACAUUCA
Molecule: messenger RNA, 3514 nt
Organism: Oppia nitens
Lineage: Eukaryota; Metazoa; Arthropoda; Arachnida; Sarcoptiformes; Oppiidae
Product: recQ-like DNA helicase Blm
Exons: 2
Coding region: 188-3505 (1105 amino acids)
Biological process (GO): double-strand break repair via homologous recombination; DNA replication
Cellular component (GO): nucleus; chromosome; cytoplasm
Molecular function (GO): nucleic acid binding; ATP binding; four-way junction helicase activity
Source: RefSeq, a predicted model, not a curated record